AUGGGUGCUCAAAUCGUUGCUAUUGCCGCUCCAGGGUGGAUAGUUGACCAGAUGCCGAAGGUGUAUGUGAACAAUCACGCACUGGCAAAUGAGGAAGAUUAUUAUAGCGAACCGCCAUGCAUGCGCAAGCACGUAUCGCAAAUACACGGGGUGGUCUUGGAUCCAGCACCAGUUCCCACUGACUGGGUGGAUGUAACCCUUUAUUAG
Molecule: messenger RNA, 207 nt
Organism: Penicillium canescens
Lineage: Eukaryota; Fungi; Ascomycota; Eurotiomycetes; Eurotiales; Aspergillaceae
Exons: 1
Coding region: 1-207 (68 amino acids)
Source: RefSeq, a predicted model, not a curated record